Molecule: messenger RNA, 789 nt
Organism: Juglans regia (Persian walnut)
Lineage: Eukaryota; Viridiplantae; Streptophyta; Magnoliopsida; Fagales; Juglandaceae
Exons: 1
Coding region: 1-789 (262 amino acids)
Molecular function (GO): RNA-DNA hybrid ribonuclease activity; nucleic acid binding
Source: RefSeq, a predicted model, not a curated record
AUGCAUGAAGGCUUGGUUGUUGAUGAUAGGAUCCGAAAAGUGGGAAUUCAAGUAGCUUCAAGAUGUGACUGCUGUGACUCCGGUGCUUUUGAGGAUAUGAACCAUGUCCUUGCAACAAGGGAAUUUGUAGAAAGGAUCUGGAGUUGGUGCGCUAUUCGACUAGGCAUGAGAAAUUUGGCUAGGAUAAAUUGGAGAAGACGUGUGGAUAGUUGGCAUCGGCUUGCUAGAGGGUCCACACAAAAGGGCCAACUGCUUGGUAUUAUCCCUUUGGUGAUCACUUGGAGACUAUGGUGGCGACAAUGUAAGGCAAGGAUGGAAGGGACUUUUGAAUCUAUACGCUCAGUGUGGUGUUCGAUUUUGUAUUGGGUCUCUUGGAUUGCCUUGAGGCUCAAGAAGUCAAAAGCACUAUCUAGGCGUGAUGAAGAAAUUCUGAAGAAUUUGCAGCUGCCAAUUAAACAUACAGUACCGAUGGCUAUGAAGCAAGUAAGUUGGUCAAGGCCAAAGAAUGGGUGUUUUAAAUUAAAUGUGGAUGGCAGCUCGGUUGGUAAUCCGGGUCCUUCAGGUGUGGGUGGUGUAAUUCGGAAUGAUAAAGGGGAGUUUGUGUGUGGUUUUGCAAAAUUUACAGGACAUAAUACUAAUAAUGCGGUGGAAGUUUUGGGUUUACCAUAUGGACUUCGUAAUGUUCGUGAUUUGGAUAUUCAUGAUGUGGAAAUUGAAAUAGAUUCUAUGCUAGUAAUUAAUUGGUUGCAGGCUAAGAGAUAUGGGUUGUGGUAUCUAGAGGAUUAUUGA